Molecule: messenger RNA, 1023 nt
Organism: Gongylonema pulchrum
Lineage: Eukaryota; Metazoa; Nematoda; Chromadorea; Rhabditida; Gongylonematidae
Source: the annotation of a GenBank genome assembly
AUGUUUUCAGUUGAUUCGGGCCAAAGUAUCUCACCGGUUGGACCAAUACCAAUCAUUGGUUCGAGCUGCCGCCAAACAAUGUCAUCGAGCGCGCCGACGAGCAGCUUGGACAUGGAGACGCUCGUACGAAAUGUGAACCAGGAUAUGGGCAAUGAGCCGGAUUUUUAUCGGGAUAGGAGGAAGAAGGAUAUUCACAAUAUGAUUGAGCGCCGAAGGCGAUAUAAUAUCAACGAUCGCAUCAAGGAACUGGGACUUAUGCUUCCCAAGAGUUCUUCCGAGCAACAUCGUGUUCGUUUUAGAGAAAUAAAAUUAAACAAAGGGACUAUCCUGAAAGCCUCAUGCGACUACAUCCGGCAGCUCCAGAAGGAUCGGGAAACGAUGCUGCGUCAGCAGCAAUACCAGGCGCAGCUGGAGCACGCAGCUCGCCUGUAUGUUGACCGUGUUAAGGAAUUGGAAGAACAUUUACGAAAAAAUGGUUUGGCGGUGCCACCAGCAGCGGUAACCUUACCACCGAUACCGUUCACAUGCUUCCUGAGCGAUGGCCGAUCCGUAAAGCAGGAACCAUUUGACGAAAUACGUCCUUCACCCUCUCAUACGCCAUCAAAUUGCAUUAAUUCUGGAUUUUUAUCACAAUUAACUGACACAACAGCAGCGAUGGCAAUCAACAGUCCGGUGCCCAGCCUGAAUAAUCAGGACGGCAGUAACUUUUUGAAUGUCGGUAGCUUCAGCCCAACAGAGCAUCAGUUUCCAUCAGCUACUUUUGGGCACGGAACAGCUGCUGCGUCGCUGAACUCACAACAGCAAGGGUUUCCGGAUUUGAUAAUAGAUGAUCUGAAUGCAAUGCAUCCCAUUUUGCAGGGUGAUCCGAUGAUAUCGGCAGCGGGGAGUGGACCAUCGCCAUCAUCUCAUUUGAGUAACCAACUUUCUCCAGACAUUCAGUGGGAUCAAGCAAACUUUUCCCCGGAUAACCAGUCUUCUGGUGCUAGCGCUUAUCAGCAGCAGAACAAUAUGGAUUUCACAUAA